This is a messenger RNA of Beta vulgaris subsp. vulgaris (sugar beet), 1511 nucleotides long. Its product is annotated as mitochondrial import receptor subunit TOM40-1. Bases 202 to 1137 code for a protein of 311 amino acids. Gene Ontology annotation, cellular component: mitochondrial outer membrane; mitochondrial outer membrane translocase complex. The record is from RefSeq and is a predicted model, not a curated record. Lineage: Eukaryota; Viridiplantae; Streptophyta; Magnoliopsida; Caryophyllales; Amaranthaceae. Gene Ontology annotation, biological process: protein import into mitochondrial matrix. The transcript has 11 exons. Gene Ontology annotation, molecular function: transmembrane protein transporter activity.
GUCAUAAACAUAACCCUUCAUUUUUUUCUUCCUCUUUUUUACCCUUUCUUCCCCAUCUCUUUCUCUCUCUUCCUAAAACCCUUCUCUGCUAUUUUAUACCCCUUGAUCUGUAAUCUUUAGGAAGAGGGACAAAUUUUGUUGCUUAUUUGUUGACUUAUCAAGCUCUAGUUAAACAUUUGAAGCUUUUAUUUUACACCAAAAAUGGCAGCAACUCCUCCCACAGUGCCAGCAAUGGGUGAAAAAUCAACCGAACUUCCAAAAACUGAACAAGUUGUAGAUUACAGCAAUCUCCCUUGCCCUCUUCCUUAUGAAGAAAUUCACCGUGAAUCUUUAAUGUCUCUGAAGCCAGAAACUUUCGAAGGGAUGCGGUUUGAUUUUACUAAAGCCCUUAGCCCAAAAUUCUUUCUUAGUCACAGUGUGUCCAUGGGGCCGACUGAAGUUCCUUCGCAAUCUCCAGAGCCCAUUAAAAUACCUGUUGCGAAUUAUGAAUUUGGUGCUAACUUUUUAGACCCAAAGUUGAUGCUUAUUGGAAGGGUCUCACAUGACGGUAGACUAAAUGCAAGACUUAAGUGUGAUUUGACAGAGAAUGUUACUUUGAAGGGAAAUGCUUCGCUUACAGGUGAGCCUCACAUGUCUCACGCGAUGGGUACUUUAGAUCACAAGGGUAAAGACUAUAGGGCUCAGCUUCAACUAGGAAGUGGUGCACUUUGUGGCGCAAACUACAUACAGAGUGUGACCCCACAUCUCUCUUUAGGUGGUGAAAUUUUCUGGGCUGGUCAGCAUAGAAAGUCUGGUGUUGGUUAUGCUGCUCGAUACAGCAACGAUAAAGUGGUUGCAACUGGGCAAGCGGCUAGCACAGGAAUGGUUGCCCUUAGUUAUGUCCAGAAAGUAUCUGAAAAGGUUUCUCUAGCAACAGAAUUUGCAUAUAACCAUAUGUCAAAAGAUGUUACAGCUACCGUAGGUUAUGAUGCAGUGCUACGUCAGGCACGUGUUAGAGGGAAGAUAGAUUCCAAUGGUUGUGUUACUGGUUUUCUUGAAGAGAGACUUAAUCUGGGUCUCAAUUUUAUACUUUCUGCAGAGAUUGAUCACAAAAAGAAAGAUUACAAAUUUGGUUUUGGCUUUACUGUUGGAGAGUAAAACAUUUGUCGUCCAACUCAAAGAGGCUUACUGCUGUAGGAGCGUUUAUCCGGUUUUGGAGGAUCGAGUUUUUUUUGUUCCGUUUCUUGGUCGAAAUCUGUUGUGUACUCCUAUAUUCAAUUUUACUGGUUUAUAGGGAAUUAUAUUGGUCUCAUUUUUCACUUUUGGGCUAAGAAUACUGUUUGAUAUUCUCCCCUUUUUCUUUUUCUAUUAUUAGAAUUCAGAUAGUCAAAAUAUUGCCUCUCCCAUGGCCUUCAACAUCAUUGCAAACAAUUGAUCUAGUGAUGCUGGCUAAUAACACACUUGCGGAGUUGAAAGUCUUACAUUUCAUCAUUCUGUAACAAUAUGAUGUCAAUUCAUUCUUUCUUUUGUCA